ACAGUGAUGGUAGCGGUGGCGGGGUGGUGGGGAUGGAGAACUCUGGAAUGGAUGUGGCUCAAGCCGAAAAGGAUGGAGAAACAUCUGAGAAGCCAAGGCAUAAAAGGGAAUCCUUAUAGAAUAUUUUUUGGAGACUUCAAAGAUUCCGCGGCCAUGACCAAACAAAACCAAACCAACCCUAUCGCUAUCUCAGACGACAUCAUUCCUCGUCUCCUCCCCUUCAUUCAGAAAACCAUCAACACCUAUGGAAAGAAAACAUUCAUGUGGUUCGGAUAUAUGCCAAGAGUACACAUUAUGGAGCCAAAACUGGUGAAGGAGGUGAUGUCGAAGAAUUUCGUCUAUCUAAAGCCGAAGAGCAACCCAUUUGGAAGAAUGUUGGUCGGUGGACUUGGUAUCUAUGAACAUGAUCAAUGGGCUAAGCAUAGGAAAAUCGUCAACCCUGCUUUUCGUAUGGAGAAGAUAAAGCUUAUGCUUCCAGCAUUCCACGUGAGUUGCGUUGAGAUGAUAAAUUCAUGGGAAAAGGCAUUGAAAGAGUCGAAAGAGGUGGAUGUUUGGCCAUAUUUACAGAAUUUGUCAGCAGACGUGAUUUCAAGAACUGCAUUUGGUAGCUCCUAUAAAGAAGGAAGGAAGAUAUUUCAGCUUCUAACGCUACAAACUGGACUCGUCACUCAAGCUCUAAGCACGCUAUACAUCCCAGGAUCGAGGUUUCUUCCGACAAAGAGAAAUAUGAGAAUGAAGAAGAUAGUGAAAGAACUAGAACAUCUACUAACUAAUAUGAUCAAUAAGAGAGUUGAAGGCUUGAAAAAUGGUGAAACAAACAAUGAAGACUUGUUAAGCAUAUUAUUAGAAUCCAAUUUCAAACAAGGGGAGAUAAAGGGUAUGACCAUUAAAGAGGUGAUCGAAGAAUGCAAACUCUUCUACUUUGCUGGCCAAGAGACUACUGCGGUUUUACUUCUUUGGACAAUGGUUCUUUUGGCUCAACAUCAAGAAUGGCAACACCGAGCUAGAGAAGAAGUCCUUCGAGUAUUUGGAAAUGAUGGCGAUCCCAAUUUUGAUGGAAUCAACCGCCUUAAGAUCGUAACAAUGAUACUAAACGAGGUUCUAAGGCUGUAUCCACCUAUUAUUGAGAUGACUAGAAUCAUUGAGGAAGACAUGAAACUAGGAGAAUCACUUCAUUUGCAAGCUGGGACGUCAUUAUCAUUGCCCAUUCUAUUGUUACACCAUGAUAAAGAGAUAUGGGGGGAAGAUGCUAAAGAAUUCAAGCCAGAGAGAUUUGCAGAAGGAAUAUCCAAUGCAACAAAAGGUCAUGUCUCCUAUUUCCCUUUUGGUUGGGGUCCGAGGGUUUGCAUCGGGCAGAAUUUUGCUUUACUAGAGGCUAAGAUGGCAGUGGCGAUGAUUCUUCAACGAUUUUCAUUUGAGCUUUCUCCUUCUUAUGCCCAUGCUCCUUAUCGCAUCGUCACUAUUAAGCCUCAGUUUGGUGCUCCAUUCAUUCUGCAUCGACUAUAG
Molecule: messenger RNA, 1506 nt
Organism: Impatiens glandulifera
Lineage: Eukaryota; Viridiplantae; Streptophyta; Magnoliopsida; Ericales; Balsaminaceae
Product: cytochrome P450 CYP72A219-like
Exons: 5
Coding region: 7-1506 (499 amino acids)
Molecular function (GO): oxidoreductase activity, acting on paired donors, with incorporation or reduction of molecular oxygen; iron ion binding; monooxygenase activity
Source: RefSeq, a predicted model, not a curated record